Heterocephalus glaber (naked mole-rat) is the source of this 5624-nucleotide messenger RNA. RefSeq names its product solute carrier family 39 member 10 (gene Slc39a10). Gene Ontology annotation, molecular function: monoatomic cation:bicarbonate symporter activity; zinc ion transmembrane transporter activity. Lineage: Eukaryota; Metazoa; Chordata; Mammalia; Rodentia; Bathyergidae. The record is from RefSeq and is a predicted model, not a curated record. Gene Ontology annotation, biological process: intracellular monoatomic cation homeostasis; zinc ion import across plasma membrane. Gene Ontology annotation, cellular component: plasma membrane.
CCUUCCGUCUUUUUCUUCUCUCACUUCCUUCAUAAUGCAUAACUGCGUGCCUCCAGGCCAGGGAAUACAUAUUUAGUCUGUUACCUCUUGGUACACCCUACUGAAGUGGAAAUCAUGUUACUUUGCUGACAUGUGAAGAAGUACACUUUGCACUAUGUUAUAAAGGAACACCCUUGAUGAAGGAGAUGAUGGAAGAUUGGUUUAUAUAGCUUGUCGGUAUAAAUUGAGUAAUAUGCAAUGUGUUACAUGAUGAAAUGGAAGCAGCAAAAUGUCUAAUGUAAUAUCAGGUACUAGUCACAACAGCAUUAUGUAUAAAGUUGCAUGUAACAAUUAUGUAUUGCAGUACAUGUGAUAUAGUAUAUGAGGUGUGAUAAAAAAUACAGUGAGCACUCAAAACUAUUAAGCUAAGUUUAAUUUUAACUUAAAUACCAAGAGACACGAUGACAUUAAUCCACUUCAGAGCACUCCUUUUUGCUUCGAACACAUAUCUCUUUGUCCUUGUCACUUUCGCAAACAGCUUUGGAAGUCUUCUUUCGUGUCUGUAGUUGUGCUGUCCUGGCUGUCCGGGUGUCAUGAGCCAGUUCAGGAUGUUUACCUUUCGUGAUCAUUUUGACUUGAGGAAGAGCCAGAAGUUGCACGGUCCCACAUGCAUGGAGAAGCUGGAGCAGCAGAAAUGAAGGUACACAUGCACACGAAGUUCUGCCUCAUCUGCCUGCUGACGUUUGUCUUCCACCACUGCAACCACUGCCAUGAAGAGCAUGACCAUGGCCCAGAGGAGCUGCACAGACACCACCGCGGGAUGACAGAGCCGGAGCCCAGCAAGUUCUCUGUGCAGGACGCCGAGAACGAGCAGAGAUACUAUAUUGAGAGACUCUUUGAUCGUUAUGGCGAAAAUGGAAGAUUAUCCUUUUUCGGCCUGGAGAAACUUUUAACAAACUUGGGCCUGGGAGAGAUAAAGGUAGUGGAGAUCAGCCACGAGGAUCUGGGCCACGACCACGUCUCUCACCUGGACAUGCUGGCCGUCCAGGAGGGCAGGCACUCCCACUCCCACAGCCACCAGCAUGCCCACGAGCCCGCCAGCCCGGAGAACCAGACUGCGCGCACCCUGCCGGCGAGGAGGAGUCACAAGUGUGACCCCAUGAAGGAGGCCCUCGGAGCGCCUGCAAAGUCGGAGGACAAGCACACGCACGACCACGGCCCCCGCCCACGCCCUCACCCUCACCGCCUGCACCAGCACCUGGACCACAGCGGCGCCAGCCACAUCCACAACGGCUCUGCCCCCCGCGGGCAGCCUGGGGAGCCCAGCCGCGUGCCAGCCACAGAGACAAAUAAGACACAGGAGCAGGCGGAACUCAAGCCCCGGAGAGGACGGAAGGACAAAGGGAAGAAAAAUAACGAGAACUCUGAGGUCAUCACGCCAGGCCUGCCCCCUGCCCAUGCCCAGGGAGAACCCUAUGAGCAUAAUCGGGUGCACAAGCCCGAUCGCGCGCAUAACCCUGGCCAUUCUCACAUUCACCCGGACCACAACGGGCACGACCCUGGUCACGGGCAUCAGGACCGGGCGUCUGAGGACGAAGGAGAGCUUCGGCACGCCCGGAAGCGAGAAGCACCACACGUCAAAAAAAGUGCAAUGUAUUCAGCUGCUAGUCACAAAGAUCACGGUGAGGAUGACCACCACCACGAGUGUUUGAAUGGCACUCAGCUGCUGAAACACUUUGGGCAUGGGGCCAACACCCCCAUCUCACCGACACUGUUCACCUACCUGUGCCCCGCACUGCUCUACCAGAUCGACAGCAGGCUGUGCAUUGAGCAUUUUGACAGACUUUUAGUUGAAGAUUUAAGUAAGGAGAAGCAUCUCAUUCCUGAAGAUAAGUCAAACAUAGGGGCCUCAGCUUGGAUUUGUGGCAUCAUCUCUAUCACUGUAAUCAGCCUGCUCUCUUUGCUGGGUGUGAUUUUGGUUCCCAUCAUUAAUCAAGGCUGCUUCAAAUUCCUUCUCACAUUCCUCGUCGCACUGGCUGUAGGAACCAUGAGUGGAGAUGCCCUCCUUCACCUGCUGCCUCAUUCGCAGGGUGGACAGGACCAUGGCCAUCACCACGCGCACGGCCACGGGCACGGACAUCCUCACACACAUGAGGCCGAGGACUUUCUAGAGGCGUACGACGCUGUGCUGAAGGGACUCGUCGCUCUGGGAGGCAUUUAUGUACUGUUCAUCAUCGAGCACUGCAUUAGAAUGUUUAAGCACUACAAACAGCAAAGGGGAAAACAGAAGUGGUUCAUCAAGCAGAGCACAGAAGAGUCAACUAUUGGAAGAAAGCUUUCAGAUCACAAGUUAAACAACACACCAGACGCUGACUGGCUCCAACUCAAGCCUCUUGCCGGGACUGAUGACUCGGUUGUUUCUGAAGAUCGCCUCAACGAAACUGAACUGACAGACUUAGAAGGCCAGCAGGAGUCCCCUCCUAAAACCUACCUGUGCAUGGAAGAGGAGAAGAGCGCAGAGCACACCCAUAGUGAUGGGCUGCACAACCACCAGGGCGGGAGCAAGGCCGUGCCGCGGAAGCAUGUCCAUCAGUGGCACCACAAGCACUCCCAUCACUCACACGGACCCUGCCACUCCGGCUCAGACCUCAAGGACACGGGGAUCGCCAACAUCGCCUGGAUGGUCAUCAUGGGGGACGGCAUCCACAACUUCAGUGAUGGGCUCGCCAUCGGAGCGGCGUUCAGUGCUGGGCUGACAGGAGGAAUCAGCACUUCCAUAGCUGUUUUCUGUCAUGAGCUGCCACAUGAAUUAGGUGACUUCGCCGUGCUCCUCAAGGCCGGCAUGACCGUGAAGCAGGCCAUUGUGUACAACCUCCUCUCCGCCAUGAUGGCGUACGUGGGCAUGCUCAUCGGCACGGCAGUGGGCCAGUACGCAAACAACAUCACGCUCUGGAUCUUCGCCGUCACCGCGGGCAUGUUCCUCUAUGUAGCCCUGGUGGACAUGCUCCCGGAAAUGUUGCACGGUGAUGGCGACAGUGAGGAACACGGCUUCUGCCCUGUGGGGCAGUUCGUCCUGCAGAAUUUAGGGCUGCUGUUUGGGUUCGCCAUCAUGCUGAUCAUCGCGCUCUAUGAAGACAAAAUCGUGCUUGACAUUCAGUUCUGAGGGCUCCAGGAGCCCUGAGGAUGCAAGGGUCCCUCGCGCCUUGGUGCCAUCCGUCCGCCAGUGGCUUGCAGUGCUCACGAGUCCCGCAGUUGAGCCUUGCCCUGAGACUGGUGCUCAGUACUCUCUCCCCGAGUACAGGGAUAUUUUAAAGUUUGAGACAGGAGAAAGUGGGACUCCAUGAACUAAUGUCAAUGUAUGUUUGAUUAAGACUUUUUAAAAAGUAAUCAUAUAAAACACUAAAGUAGUCUCCUUACUAGUAGAAACUUCUGUGGCUAUGCAGAAAUAAAAACUGAACCAAAAAAAUCAUUUAAACCUUGAGAAUAUAUGAAAUGAACUGUGAGCGGAUAUGUCGUGUGCUAAGGAUGGCACGUGGUGCCCUUUGUUUCAGCUCCGUGCCUGCCGCCAUAGGGACCAGCUCAACACAACUUUGAAACCACGUAGUAGAUAAGAACUAGAGGAAAGCUCAGGCUGCGGUAGGGUAUGAAUUAGCAUCGGGGAAAACCCUUAUUCUUGAAUCUAGAGUUACUAUUUUUGUAUAUAUUUGCAUAGUGUUUAAACCUGCAGCCUAAACUACUGAAAUUUGUGAUUGUAUGUUUGUGUGAGCUUUGGUUUAAUGACAGAUUCAUAAUGGUUCUUUGUACUGUUAUACUACUUGGUGUUUGGGGGUAUUUUUCUGUUUUUUAAGACUAUAAUUUUGCUUUUGUUUGGGGGAGGUGGGGGGUGUCAGCAUGUGGUCAAAUGGUUUUUCCUUACGAUUACAACCUUCUAGAACAUAUCAAAGAAAUGAACCCAAACAUGGUCUAAAUUACUCAGUUUUCCAACUUGACAGUACUAACUCAGUUGGUUGGGAAACUGGAUUUCCAAAUGUUCGCAUCCUAGUUUGGCACCGGAAGCCAGGCACCGGCUGUGAAUGGCUGUGCGUUGCAAGGCACAAAGUGCAAGUUUGCAGCUGCCUGCUGUGGGCGUGAAGUGUUGCCUGCACAGUGCCAGGGCAGAUGCGUCAUGCCGGACGGGUGUGGGGCGGAGGCUGAGCCCAGCUCUCUCAAUCCUCUGUGCCAAGACGCGCUGCUGGUUCCCAGCAGGGACCGGUUCCUUCCUGGGUGCCCGUUCUCCUGCCAGUCGCACUUGCAGCGACUGAGAAGCGCAAGCCACGUUUCUCCCCCAUUUGGCGGGUCAUGUGUAGUGCUAGUCGUGCAUGUAGGCUUCGUUUACACUCCUUGCCAUGUGGUUUCACCUAGCACGUCAGGCCAGUGCCUGGCGCUGUGCCUGCCACCGUGUCUCCAUCUGCCUGGCAGCCAGUGUAGCUCCUUAUUGAUCUUCCCGCUAGACAUGGAAGAGCCAGACUCUCCAUUCCAUGUGAAACGUCUCCAUUGCAUCCUCUCCUCCUCCCAGUUCCUCUCCUCUUACUCUGUGGAUUUUUAAAAAACAACCAAACUUCAAGAGCAGCACACCUAUCCUGGUGUUAAUAGAUUAUUGCCAGUGUUUCUGCUUUACGCUGCAGCACAGGAGUAGAUGGUGUUACAUCCUUGAGUUAUGCUUGAAUCUGAAAAUUACUUUUGCUUUUCUCGUGGCCUCUUUGUAAUAACCACAUAGAUUGUUUUCAGCGUUGGGCACUGAAUCGAGACAGCCCUCAUUUCAUUGCUUGGCCCUUCAAGCAACCUAGUGAAAAGGUGCUGACAUUUUAUUUAGUACUGCCAACUGUACGUGAUCUUGCUUUUGGAACCAGGAAAUACUUACCAAUCACUUUUUUGGGUUUUACACCCAACGAGGAUUCUGCAUUCCAGCUUUAAAUCUGCUGCAUUUAAAAGCAACAGCUGGAAUAUAUUCCCAGUCUUAAAAGAAAUGCCUCAUUCAAAGCAGAUAGGUUAUGCUAAGGUAUACAAAGUUUUAUAUUCUCUCAGAAGUGGUAUUAUCUUUCUUUGCUAGAUUUUCUUAACUUCGUAAGAGGUCUGUAACAGUUGCUGCUAGUAUUUUGAUAAGGUUCCACCAGUGGUUAGUUUUCACAUCAUUUUUCUAGUGCAUAGUUUCGAGUCUUACUAGACAAUCUUAAUUCCACUACAUUUCUGUUUGGCUCCAACAUUCCAUUAGCUUAACCAGUCUAAUUUUAACAUGCGUUUGUUGGAGGUCAUUAAUGUUACUUGUACAACGCUGUCACUGUGUGACAUCCAUAUGAAUUUUGAUGUAUAUCACAUUGCAUUCAAUCAGCUGUGAUUAUGCUUAGAAAUACUAUAGUAACUAUGUGCAGUGUGAAUUUUUACCAUUAACAGUAAGUCAGUGGCUUAAAUGUGAUUAUGGUUCUGCAAGGUGAUCUUGCUAAAAUAUCUAAGCUUUUGUUGUAACUGAUAUCAUUUUUUAAAAAUUUAUAAAGCUGGAAAUGAUCAUAUGCUGUUUUUUUCAUUGUCAACAGUGCUGUGUCAUUUUAUGUAUGUUCCUGAUGCUUAUGGAACUCUCCCAGAAUAAAGUUAUUCCAAAAGAGCAAAUA